This is a messenger RNA of Nematostella vectensis (starlet sea anemone), 4953 nucleotides long. Its product is annotated as golgin subfamily A member 2. Gene Ontology annotation, biological process: Golgi organization. Gene Ontology annotation, cellular component: Golgi apparatus; Golgi cisterna membrane; cis-Golgi network. NCBI's taxonomy places the organism in Eukaryota, Metazoa, Cnidaria, Anthozoa, Actiniaria, Edwardsiidae. The record is from RefSeq and is a predicted model, not a curated record. The transcript is spliced from 31 exons. Bases 68 to 3625 code for a protein of 1185 amino acids.
CUUGACGAUCAGCUGUGUACACGAAAGCGAGGCAAGUGCUUUGUUGGCCAAACCAAAAUGUCGGAAAAUGGCUGAUAGCGAUCGGGACUUAAAGCUGGCUGCGGCCAGAAAACGGCUGAAGAAAUUUCAGCAAAAACGUACACCCAACUCAAGUCCAUCCGUCCACAAAACUUCUCAAAACAGUCCUGUAGUUUCUACUGAUUCUAGUACGAAAUCGUCAAAUUCUUCCGUCCCUUCUUCUCCAAUCAACAAAACUGCAGACAAAAGUUUUAAUCAUAUCCUGUUGUCACCAAAUAAUGAUGAAGUAAAUAGGCCCAGUUCCCCCGGAGCUGAUAACACAGGCCUUGAAGACAAUCCCCAAAACAACACCAAGGGCCAAACCUUGCCAUUACCAUCCCCUACUCAGAAGAGUGUUGACAAAAACCAUGUCACUUCUCUGACCAAUGGAAGUGAUGUUUCCACCACAGAGAAGAUAAGACAAAUGUGUAAUCAGCUGAAUGGAUUGAUGGACCAGGACUUUCCACUGAAUGGUGAAGACCCAGUCAUAAGUGAAAUAGAGACACUUGAGAGACGUAAUCAUGAACUUGAAGAGAGCUUGAUGUCUCAUAAGCGAUCAAAUGAACAGCUGAACAACCAGGUCAAUGAGCAGAGGAAGCAAAUUAUCAACCUCCAGGAUCAGAUCAAACGAGAAAGAGCAGAGCUGGCCAAUAGACAGUUGCUGGAACAAAGAACUUUAAAAGAACAGUUAGAGGUUCAUAUUCAAACCAUAGGAAUUUUAGUUGGAGAAAAACAAGAAUUACAGAGCACAGUUUCCCAGCUGCAGCGUAAAUACCAAACCAAGGAGAGCGAGAACAGUGAAAUAUCAGGCCGACUGCAGGCAGUCAGGCAAAAGAUUGUUGAACUUGAACGCAAUAACGCCAGCCUCUCAGCAAGUCUGGAAAAGUAUCAAAGUGAUUUUAAUCAUACCAGACAGGAGCGAGACAAAUACCAGACAGCUAACUAUACUUAUAACCGUGAGAAGGAGGAAUUGGCCCAGCAAAAUGCUGAAUUGAAAAUGAAACUAGAAGUUAAGGUAAAUGAAUGUGAAGAAUUGGAAAGAACUACUAGUGAUCUAUCCAAAAAACUUAGCCAAGCUGAGCUGAUUGUACAACAACUGUCGAUUGAGUCUGACGCUCCGGCCGCACAGACCCUGGUACAGCAGCUGCAACAGGAGAAAGAUGACCUUAAGAGUAAACUGGACCAGUUGAAGAAGACCUUGCAGAAGAGUGAGGCUAAUGCAGAGGAAGCAUUACAAAGACGGACAGAUGAGCUGGAAAAACUACAAAGUCAGACUAGAUCCUUACAGAGCCAACUGGAAUUAAUAGAAAAAGAAAAAGAAUCUUGGGAAAGCAGGGAAUCUGAACUGCAAGAAGAACUUCAACACUUACAGAAAAAUUUAGUUGAUCUUGAGGAUGAGGAAGUCAGCCAUCAUGUGGAGGCCACCCAGCAAGCGGCCAUAGAAAUAGAAAAACUCUGUGAAGAGAAGCAGAAACUUGCUGAACACUUACAGAAUCAGGCAAGAGAAAAUGAUAAGCUUGUCAGGGAGGAAGGCCAAUACCUCCACAGGAUACAUGAGCUGGAAAUUACAGUGAACCGACUGGAGGAGGAGGCGACAGACAGGGCAUCUUUACUGGACAGUAUUCAGGGUGAUAAGGAGACCAUCAGUAGGGCGUUAAAGCAAAACAAAGAGCUUAAAACACAACUAGAAGAAAUCGAGAAACGCUUCGUGAAAAUGAGUGAAGAAAAUAUGGAGCUUGCGACACAACUGGAGACGGAAAAACAUGUCGGCAAGGAAAUGGCGGUGAAACUAAGCGAGACUGCUGUCGAGCUUGAAGAAACCAAAGAAUCGUUUGAGAGAAAAAGCGAAGAACUCUCAGCGGUGACCAAGGAAUGCGAAGCUCUUAAGAAACAGUUGGAUAACAAAAGUGACCAACUGAGCUCGCUUCACGACGAGCGAGAGCUUUCUCUGCAAAACCUUCAAGAACAGCUCAAACAGAAGGAAUUCGAGCUAUCAUCGUUGAAAGAGGAAGUGGACACAACAAAGCAAUUCGCCGAACAAGCGGCGAAUCAGAUGAACGAGCAACAGCAGGAAUACGAGGACCAACUGCGCAAAAUGGAGAUGCUUUACGGCGAACUACAGCGGUCAGAGGAUACGAUCCAUCAAUUGGUUGAGGAAAACGAGCAUUUGCGUACAGUGCUAGACUCACACGAAGACACCGUGUCAGAAGAAGGGGAAGCAUCCACCAGCUCAGAGGAAGUUCAUUACCAUGACGAGUCUCCCGCAAAGGAGGAAGCAUCGGACGAGGAGGACCCCCACAUCAAACCUGUCCCCUCAGACAAACUCCACACCAAUGAAGUCCUUGACAACAGGUUUGACGUUGAAACCCCAGAACUGUACCAACAAGAAGGGUCCUAUAUCAAUGGGGACUUGUACCACAGGGAGCACGAGGAGACGGACUCAGGGGAGGAUAUGAAUAUGGUACCUCAGAGGCACGCAAGGAGCCCUCCGCCCUUGUCCAAAUAUACCAGCCGGGAGGAUGUGAUCGAUGGACUGUCGGCUUCAAUCCGUCAACUCGAGCUGGAGCGCGAACAAAUGACGAGUCUGCUACAUGCCUCCCGAGAGAAUCACGAGAAUGAGAUGCGUCGACUUAGGGAUCACAUGGACCUGCAGCUCCAGCAACAGCUUAAGCAACAAUACAAACAGGUGCAAGAGCAAUUCCAGCAGCAGUUACACGAGCAGCAGCAGAAGAUACAGCUUCUACAAGAAGUCCUGGAGCGACAGAAGGCGCGCAUUGAGCAGCAGUCGGAGGAGGAGGUGGUGCCGGCCCCGCCCACUGAGGCCGAGGGAGACAACAUGAGCUUCGAGGCCCUGAAAAUCGCAUUCAGUAAACUACAGGGCUGGUUCAUGAAACUCAUGGAAGAGAAGGCGUCCCUGACAGAGCGCAUCCAAGAGCUAGAGCACCUAACGGUCCAGCUGUCAGAAGAAACGGAGACCAUAGGUGAAUACAUCACGUUGUACCAAACACAGCGCACGGCUCUCAAGGCGUACUACCACGACCGGGAGAAACUCAUCACGCAAAUCUCCAACGAAAAGGGAGAAAUGCAGGCAAAGAUCUCGCAAUUCCAAGAACUCGUCAAACAGCUCUUGGACGAGCGUAAAGAGCUGCGAUUCCAACAACACCAACUCCAGAACAUGCUCAACAAACGAAUGCUUGCUCACGAGCACGAGUCCAUCAUACCGGGAUACCAGGAAGGGGACGAAAUCAUCACCACUAUAACCACCUCCGACCAGGAAAGCGCACCUAGCGAAGCGCAUAAUAACCUAUCCAAUCGUACAGACAAUUUACGUGAAUCCGAAGUUCAAAGUCCCGGAUUUGAAACGUUUGAAAGCUCCGGAUCAGAAAGUUUAGAAAGCUCGGGAUUUGAGCUCGAGGAAGACGAUGGGACUGCUCUGCAGAUUUUACAACUUUUGGAACAGCUAGGUCCGUCUGAGGAGGGGAACAAAGGCUGGGUAUCACCUGCUGUACGGACACGUGAAUUCCUACCUUGCAGGCAUUGUACUUCUAGUAGACUGCUCAGGAUAUAGGGAGUCGAGGAAUGAGUAAAACCUCUAUAUAUCAGGGGGUCGCUAGUAGACUGCUCAGGAUAUAGGGAGUCGAGGAAUGAGUAAAACCUCUCUAUAUCAGGGAAUCGCUAGUAGACUGCUCAGGAUAUAGGGAGUCGAGGAAUGAGUAAAACCUCUAUAUAACGGCACCUUUAGUAGACUGCUCAGGAUAUAGGGAGUCGAGGAAUGAGUAAAACCUCUCUAUAUCAGGGAAUCGCUAGUAGACUGCUCAGGAUAUAGGGAGUCGAGGAAUGAGUAAAACCUCUAUAUAACGGCACCUUUAGUAGACUGCUCAGGAUAUAGGGAGUCGAGCAAUUAGUGGAACCUCUAUAUAACAGGCACCUCUAGUAGAUUCCAACCGCUCCAAAUGCUCAAUUCCUAUUUAUUUUCUCGAGCUCAUUUGCAUCAUCUGGCGUACUUUGGGCGUGAUGAAGACGUACUGACUUUGAAUGCUGGCAUUUUCUCAAGGUUUACUUCUAGAAAACGAAUGGAUGGAAAUUACAAUGAAAAUAAUUAAUGUUUCCCGGAAACAACAUCUAUUAGCCGCAUCUUUCACUCGUUGCAAAUCAAACCUUCUGUGUCUUUUUAUGGAUUAUGUUAAGAUUACUCCAAAGAACAAAUAAGGUAGUAUUUAUAUAUUAUUAUCUGUAAGGAAAUUCGUGAGUUCUCGAAUAGUAGUAAUUAUUUUCGAUAAGUGAAUAAUUUUUAAUCAUAAGAUUGGGCUCACUUGUAGUGAGACAAGGGUUAAAAUAAGCCUAGGGAAGCGUCUUUUGUGAGUGACUAUAGUCCCUUGUGUUGAAGGAACACCAAGGUGCAAAGGCGACAGCAAAGUAGGAUAAAGCCAUGUGUAAACUGUGGCAAUACUGCAGGCGAAAACAAAACCAAGUUGGGAGAUGCUACGCAUUUCUGUUGUCUUAUGAUCCACCAAGCGAGAGCGAAUCAAAACCGUUUAUGACGUUCCUUCGCGGCUAUUUGUUAGCUGUGUUGGUCGAAUUGCCUAGUAAAUUGACUUCAAAAAGAGCCAUUUUCUCUCUUUGCUUGAGACACGUGACCUACACUCGCGGACAAUACCAAUCUCGUUUUCAGAGUCCACGUACCACUUGUACAAAGGUACGUGGGCUCUGAAUGAGAUAGGAAAAAAACUUGUUGGACGAGUGACAAUGGAUUUGGAUCAUACCAAAUAAUAUUAACAAUAGAAGGAAUGGUGAUCAUGGGAUAUCUGUCAAUCCAUAUACACUACACCAUCCAUCGUUCAUUACCAUUAUUUCAAGCAGCAGAAAUGGGGUUAAAAUAAAACAAAGUAUAUUUAC